Bradysia coprophila is the source of this 2964-nucleotide messenger RNA. RefSeq names its product DEAD-box helicase Dbp80-like. Gene Ontology annotation, molecular function: nucleic acid binding; ATP binding. NCBI's taxonomy places the organism in Eukaryota, Metazoa, Arthropoda, Insecta, Diptera, Sciaridae. The record is from RefSeq and is a predicted model, not a curated record.
UCGACAUAAUUUCACACUAUCAACAACAAAGAAGAAUUCGAGGGCUCACUUUGUAAACAUAAAUACAAACAUUUUGACCAUAAAAAAUAGUGAAACAACAUGGAUAACAUCGUCGAUAGUAAAGUUGAAAAAGUCGACUCGCCAGAAGAAGACAAAUUGACGGAAUUUUAUAGAAAAGUGAGAAAAUAUGGUUGCUACGAGUGUGCGUUCGACCCCGAUCAUUCAUUGAUACAUGACUGUUUUGUCGUCGGUCUCGGAUUGAUGAGUUGGAUAGCAGAACAAGAUGCCCUACACUACCCAUCAAGUUCACCAAUGUAUUCCGAGGAAAGUUUUGAAGGUCUUCAUUUAAAGUCGAUAGUUUUGGAUACAUUAUACGAGAGACGUGUCAACAAACCGACUAAGAUCCAGGGUAUAGCAUUGCCAGCAAUGCUUGCUGAUCCACCACGGGAUGUGCUCGUCCAAGGUCCAUCGGGUGCAGGCAAAACAAUUGCUCUGGUUAUUGCAAUGUUAAAUCGCAUCGAUGAAAAGAAGAAUGGGACGCAGAUAUUAUGCUUGGUACCGACACUCCUCGCAGCGCAGAGAUUAUCGCGUACUAUAGCACUGUACUUAAGCCAUGCAAAUUUCUACGCAAUUCUCACUGGAGGUGAAAUUGAGAGUAACCACGGUAACCACGUUGAGAGCAUAGCUGCCCAUGUAGCGGUUGGUACGGUUGAGAGCAUGCUCGACUGGUUAGAUAAGUUGUCAAUUGAUUUGGCUAACAUAAGUAUGUUGAUGAUUGAUGAUGCUGAUUAUUUGAUGAAAUCAGAAGAAUGUUGGGCAGAUUGUAAAAAGCUUGCAAAAUUACUGCCGACAACAUGCCAAAUGGUGCUCUGUUCAACAACAUUCGAUCAAUCGUCCAUAGAACUGGCCAGCGAUAUGAUGAAAGCCCCGGAUAUAAUUCUAUCGUCACCCACGUCUCAAUGUUUGAAAACUGUCAAGCAGUACUACAUCGAAAGUACAAGUAAAGAGGACAAAUAUCACGCAAUUGGCAAACUAUAUGAUUGCCUUUUACGUAAGCGAGAUGACGGCAAGACUAAUCGCAAUAAAGUCAUCAUCUUCUGCAAUGAACGUGAAACAGCUGAGUGGUUAUACAAAAUGAUGGAAACUGAUGAUCGAUACUUCGUUACCGAUCAUAGAUAUAACGUUCAAUAUUUCAAAGUUUCUCUCGUAACGGAAGAUUUGAAAUAUGAAACGGAUUGUAAUCAUCUUUUGAUUGGUAUGGACGGAGGCAGCAAAUACACAAAGUUACUGGGCCCAUUCAAUGAAUUAAACGCAUUUUGUUGUUCUAAUAAUACAAAUGUGUUGAUAACAACUGAUAUCUUAUCGCGUGCUAUUGAAACAUAUAAUCAUGAUAGAUGCACCGUAGUAAAUUUCGAACUGGCGGUCAAUCAAUUCGGUGAAGCCGAUUUCGAAACUUACGUUCAUCGAAUAGGUCGAACGGGCCGUUUUGAUAACGAAGGUAGAGCAAUCAGCCUGGUUGACUCGGAGCAAUCGAGGAGAGUUUGUACAGCGAUCGAAGAAUAUUUUGGAAAAGAAAUCCAUCCCUUGGAUGUAAACGAUCCAAAUGAAAUUAAUUUGAAGUUAUGUUCGUAAAAACCUUUGAGGACUCAUUUUGUAGUGAUGAAUGGAAUUGAGUUCGUCAUAAGCACAUAGCAUAAUUUACAGUGCAGGUCGAUUUGAACCGGAAUAUCGAUUAGUCUAGAAACCUUUACAGGGUAAAGGUGACGCAGGUCAUUGUGUUUUUAAUUACAAAGUAAAUGAUAUCGCUGAGGGUGACCUAUUCUGCGCCUGAAUAUGUAACAACAAAAAUUUCAGAAUUUUGUUAAAAACCCAAAAGCGAAAUUGCGUCACAAGUAGUAGAUGGUUUGGCUCUCUUCAGGCAACACUCUUCAGUGCGUUGUUUCAGAACAUGUUGUUCCCUAUGUUAAAAAUAUUUUUAGCAGUAGUUUCCUCAACAUCUGCCACUUGUGACGCAAUUUUUUCUUUCGGGUGACAUUUUUGUUGUUAAUGCGUCACCCUUAACGUUAUCAGUAUUUUAAGACAGAAGGACUUGCGUCAUCCUUACUUUUUGAGGGUUAGUUAAGUAAGUUAAGGCCCAAGAACUUGAUUAUGUUGACUUUAUACAAAGCUAUGUACUGAUACUGACUUUAUACAGACAUACUUAGAGCAAAAGGAAAGUGACCAUCGGCACGAACUCACCAGAAUAUUUGUAACAGAAUUGGAAUCAAAACUUUUCGAACAUUAGUUAUUUGCAUCACUUGGAUUGAAACCACGAAAUUACAGUAUACUGUGAUUGAGUGGUUUCAAUCCUGUGAUGCACACAAUUUUACACUCGUCACACAAACAAUAAAACCAAAUACAAAGCAUUAUUUCUAUCGCAUUUGCACACAUCGUUCAAUUCAAGGUUAAACUUAAAUGUAUAGAAGACGAAUAAGAAUAAAAACGAAACCGAAAAUAAUAAGCGAAUAUAAGCGAUACAAAGCCGAACGAGUCGAUCGUUCGAUGUUCAUUAUAAUACGGAGAGUAAGCUCCGCUUUUGUUUUCAUUUAAAAUCAAAUUUCUCUCUUUAGCGAAUAACAUAAAUAACCACAGGAAAUGCCACUAUUAAGUAAAACAUUGCUCACAUCUCUAGACCUGUUUACAAGGUCUGCUGAGAGAGUAGUAAAAAAGUGUGGUUUCCGAUAACUUUUGGCGCAUGGUGAGGCGAGUGUAAAAUCAUUUACAUCACAAGAACAAAGUCCGAAUAGUCAUUUUUCCCUGUGAUGUAUUGAGUUUUGUAUGCUUGCUAAGGAAACCGAAAAUAAGAACUGUCAAUUCGAGGGGCGAUAUUUUACCUUAUAUAAGUAACCUUAUACGAAGUGUUCAUAGUAUAAUUAAUUCGUAGUAGUUGAUAGAAAAUUGUCACCGAUGUAGUAAAUAAAAGCU